GAGGGAUGAAACAAACUUGAAGAAACCGAGCGGCGCAGGGUAGGCCGUGCUGAGAAGUAUAAAAAGACAUGCGGACCCCACUAGCUCAUCACACACAUCCACUCGAAUCCUGCGUCAACACAGCUCUUCAAGGCGUCCUCUAUUUCUCCAGGCAUUUAGAGUCCAAGAGCGUACGUGGAUUAGGAGGUGAAAGAAAACUCCCCAAAGAUGUCUACGGUACUAGGUCAGCAACCUUCAAUUUGGUGCGAUAUCGAAGCUGUUGCCGAAGAUAGACAAAACUGCCAAAUGGAAUCAGACAGCAGUAAAAUUCACGCCAUCAUGCUGGCCGCCGAAAAGCGUGAAACUAGAAACAGAGACAGUGGGUGCGACUUGAGUUCCACGGGCACCGAUUCACCCUCAAGUUACCGGUGGAUUAAAGAUGACAAUUCCACUGGAUCCUAUUCCUGUUCCAGCUGCGAAGCCACUGUCGAUCAAACUUCCGUAGUUUACCAACAGCUGGCUGAAACGUUGGCUCAAGCUCGACUCAACAAUUCCGAUUCAAAAGACCCGUUAGCUAUACCUUCCACUUCAAUGGUCGUCAGCGAAUCGUUGAUUGCUCUGAAUCCAAUCAUGCCAGCUGACUCGAAAGAAGAAGACAAUAUGGCAAUGGAAAAUCCCGACGAAAAUAAAGACAACGAUAGGCUGUCCAAUGUCUCACAGAUCAUUACGUUCCCAGAUCCUUCAUUUAAAAUGGAACCCGCAAGUCGCAAAAGUCGUGGAAGGCUUUUCCCUCAAGUGUUGGCUUCGCUGGCCCUGGCCAUAGCAGCUUUGAUCGAGGGGUACUCAUCUGGCUAUACUUCUCCUGCCCUAGCUUCUAUGACACAACCCAACAGUUCUAUUCCCGUAAACGACCAAGAGGCGUCAUGGAUCGGGAGCUUAAUGCCGCUUAACGCUCUAAUCGGUGGCAUUGUCGGUGGAAGUAUUGUCGAGCAUUUUGGCCGGAAGACGACCAUCAUGGCUACCGGGCCACCAUACAUUUUGUCUUGGUUACUCAUCACGUUUGCUACAAACCUGCCCAUGGUCUACGCCGGACGUUCAAUCCAGGGAUUUUGCGUGGGCCUUACUACCUUGACGCUGCCCAUCUACUUGGGUGAAACUAUUCAACCGGAGGUCAGAGGAUCGCUGGGCCUGUUGCCCACCACGAUAGGCAACAUAGGCAUCUUGUUUUGCUACAUUCUGGGCUCCUACAUCGACUGGAAAGUAUUGGCGGCCAUCGGAGCAGCUCUUCCUCUACCCUUUUUAGCUUUCAUGUGGUUCAUUCCGGAAACACCACGUUGGUACAUCUCUAAAGGCCGUUAUACCGAAGCUCGCGAAUCUCUACAGUGGCUCCGUGGGGGCAAAACUAACGUUCAAGACGAGUUUCUCGAAAUUGAAAACAAUUACAAGAAUCAGAGCGUCGGUGGUGGAGCCAGAGAACUUUUGAAAAUUGCCUACCUACGGCCCCUACUCAUUUCACUCGGACUCAUGUUCUUUCAGCAACUUUCUGGCAUCAACGCGGUCAUCUUUUACACCGUGUCUAUUUUUGAAAAAUCUGGCGGAAGUGUAGAUAGCAACCUCUCUUCCAUCAUUAUUGGGUUGGCUAACUUUAUGGCUACACUGGGCUCAAAUAUGGUCAUCGACCGAGUAGGCCGUAAAGUUUUACUCAACAUAUCCGGAUUCUUUAUGGCAAUCAGCCUCGGCGCAUUGGGAGUCUUCUUCAUUCUGCAACACCUUGAACAUGAUCUCGAACACGUCGGUUGGCUUCCACUGACUACAUUCAUAGUCUACAUCGUCGCCUUUUCCAUCGGUUAUGGACCUAUCCCUUGGCUUAUGAUGGGAGAAAUUUUCCCAAGCAAGGUUCGUGGUCACGCUGCAUCUGUAGCUACAGCUUUCAACUGGGCUUGCAGCUUCGCAGUAACUAAAUUCUUCAACGACCUGAUAGCGACGAUCGGCGCCCAUGGAGCGUUCUGGUUUUUUGGUUUCUUCUGCUUUAUCAGCAUCUUUUUCGUUAUCUUCUUCGUACCAGAGACCAAGGGACACAGUUUGGAGAGUAUCGAGAAAAGUAUGCUUGAAAAGAAACCGAAAAAAGAUAUCGAAUCUACUAGGCUGUAAAGGCGACCAAUUAUUUUUCAACGUUGGACGUCUUAACAGUGCGGACAAUGUUUUUGUACAUAAGACUAUUCCUUUCUUUAAUCAAAUGAUGUCUUCAAUUCCUCAAAUCUCUGAAUGAUCUGUUCUGUUCUACCUUAUUUCUUCCCAGGAAAGUUUAAAGAUAGCCUUAUAAUUAGGAAUAGAACAAUUAGGAUUCGUUAUUUAUAAAUACGACUGUUUCUCCUAAUACCCAGCAGACUACGAAUCUUUUCUAAUUGUUUUAUCUUCCAAAAUAUUUAUGUACAUUACUACAUCAGGCAGGGUACAGAACAUUGUAAAAUGGUAAACUUCUCAUCAACCCCCAUAACUACAACCUUGCCGACACCCCACCCCUUUAGUAUUUAGUUGAAAAUGUGAAAACCAGAUAAUUUCUGAAUAUUUUGUGAAAUGUAAAUAUACCAGAACCACAAAUAAAUUUUAAACAUUUUCCUUUAAAAUAGUUCUUGUCUCUAACCCUUCUUAACAAACAUAUUGAAAUUGGGACUUACCCAUAACUUGAACUCUGCAAAUGGCACAAAUUUCACACUCAACGUCCCAGCUCCACAUAGCAACUGCAUUCCACCGUUUCAAUGAGAACAUCUUUUCAGUUUUGACUACACAGUCAUUACCAACUGUGGUUUUUUCCACUGAUUUCUCCAUAUCAAUAUCAUCUGCCAUUUUCUG
Molecule: messenger RNA, 2832 nt
Organism: Daphnia pulex (common water flea)
Lineage: Eukaryota; Metazoa; Arthropoda; Branchiopoda; Diplostraca; Daphniidae
Product: facilitated trehalose transporter Tret1-2 homolog
Exons: 5
Coding region: 208-2130 (640 amino acids)
Biological process (GO): transmembrane transport; carbohydrate transport
Cellular component (GO): membrane
Molecular function (GO): sugar transmembrane transporter activity
Source: RefSeq, a predicted model, not a curated record